UCUUAACAUUUUCUUAUAAAUCCCCAUUUGAUGAAGUCGUUUAACUCAUCCCAAUUCAUAUACAAAGAACACACAAAAAAAGGAGCUAGCUUAAGGCAAAAGACAAGCUAAACGCUCCGCAAUGGCGAUCACACGCGCCUCCUUUUCCAUUUGCCUCAUCCUCUCCUUGGUUACCAUUGCCACUGCUGAUUACUACUCUCCCUCAUCUCCUCCUGUUUACAAGUCACCGGAACACAAACCCACCCUUCCACCUCCGGUUUACACUCCACCGGUUUACAAGCCUACCCUUCCUCCUCCAGUCUACACUAAGCCAACUAUCCCACCCCCGGUUUACACUCCACCGGUUUACAAGCCUACGCUUUCACCUCCGGUUUACACUAAGCCAACUAUCCCACCCCCGGUCUACACUCCACCGGUUUACAAGCCUACUCUCUCACCUCCAGUUUACACCAAACCAACUAUCCCACCUCCGGUCUAUAAUCCACCGGUUUACAAGCCUACUCUCUCCCCACCGGUUUACACUAAGCCAACUAUCCCACCCCCGGUCUACACUCCACCGGUUUACAAGCCUACUCUCUCCCCACCGGUUUACACUAAGCCAACUAUCCCACCUCCAGUUUACACUCCACCGGUUUACAAGCCGACACUCUCCCCACCGGUUUACACUAAGCCAACUAUCCCACCUCCAGUUUACACUCCACCGGUUUACAAGCCGACACUCUCCCCACCGGUUUACACUAAGCCAACUAUCCCACCUCCAGUUUACACUCCACCGGUUUACAAGCCUACUCCUUCAGCUCCGGUCUACAAAAAGUCUCCAAGCUAUUCAUCUCCUCCCCCUCCAUAUGUGCCUAAACCAACCUACACUGCACCAGCCAAACCAUACUUCCCAGAGAUUCUUAAGGCGGUUGAUGGCAUCAUCCUAUGCAAAAACGGCUACGAAACCUACCCUAUUCUAGGAGCAAAGGUAAAAAUUGUGUGCCCCGACCCAGCAUCAUAUGGGAAAAACAAGAACGAGGUUGUGAUCUACAGCAAUCCCACUAACUCUAAGGGUUACUUCCACGUGUCGUUGACCGACAUCAAGGAUCUAGCUUACUGCCGUGUCAAGCUUUACACAUCUCCCAUCGAGUCUUGCAAUAACCCGACAAAUGUCAACAAGGGUCUCACAGGAGUUCCCUUGUCGUUGUACGGAUACCGUUUCUACUCCAACAAAAACUUGAAGCUCUUUAGCGUCGGACCUUUCUACUACACCGGUCCUAAGGCUGCUCCCGCCACUCCCAAAUAUUGAUCGUGAUGAUCAUCUUGCAUGCUCAUGAUGCAUUAAUUAUAUGAGGUCACUUAAAUCAAUAUUUUUUUUGUUUUGAGUUUUUUUUUCCCUUGAAAAUGUUCAUUUGUUUGUUUGUUCCGAACCUUCCGAUUUCAUUUGCUUCGCAGCAUUCCCAAAUGCAAUCUAUCAUUUUGGUUAUGCUUUUAUUUUAUAUAAUUAUAUAUUAAAUUAUGUGGGGAAUUUUAUUGUCUGAUUAUGCGACUGCAUAAUAACAAUAUUAGUAUUCUUCCGGGAUGAUUAAAGUUAUAUGGUAAAAGUACUUUAUAA
Molecule: messenger RNA, 1594 nt
Organism: Camelina sativa (false flax)
Lineage: Eukaryota; Viridiplantae; Streptophyta; Magnoliopsida; Brassicales; Brassicaceae
Product: proline-rich protein 3-like
Biological process (GO): response to ethylene
Cellular component (GO): cell periphery
Source: RefSeq, a predicted model, not a curated record